UGGUACGUCCCCCCGGUGUAGUGGCCGGUGUUGGGCGACCGCCGUCUCAGAGCGGGGAGCAGUGCGAAGCCCCCGCGGCGGUGGGACGGCGGCGGAGAGUGACUUCACGACGGCCCCAUGUUUUCCCCCAGCCAGGAGGAGCACUGCGCGCCCAACAAGGAGCCCGUCAAGUACGGGGAGCUGGUGGUGCUGGGGUAUAAUGGAUCCCUCCCUAAUGGUGACAGAGGGCGCAGGAAAAGCAGAUUUGCCCUUUAUAAGCGACCGAAGGCAAACGGAGUUAAGCCCAGCACUGUUCAUGUGAUUUCUACUCCUCAAGCAUCAAAGGCAAUCAGCUGUAAAGGUCAGCACAGUAUCUCUUACACGUUAUCCAGAAACCAGACUGUUGUAGUGGAGUAUACUCAUGAUAAAGAUACAGACAUGUUUCAGGUUGGGAGAUCAACAGAAAGCCCCAUAGACUUUGUAGUAACAGAUACUAUUUCUGGAAGUCAAAAUAACGAUGAAACCCAGAUUACCCAAAGCACCAUAUCCCGUUUUGCAUGCAGGAUUGUCUGUGACAGGAGCCCACCAUAUACAGCAAGGAUUUUUGCAGCUGGAUUCGACUCAUCUAAAAAUAUAUUUCUUGGUGAAAAAGCGGCAAAGUGGAAAAAUCCUGAUGGCCAUAUGGAUGGAUUGACAACUAAUGGGGUGCUGGUUAUGCAUCCAAAAGGAGGGUUCACGGAGGAGUCUAAACCUGGAGUUUGGCGGGAAAUCUCAGUCUGUGGUGAUGUGUACACUCUCCGGGAAACCAGAUCUGCUCAACAAAGGGGGAAACUGGUAGAGAACGAGACCAAUGUCCUACAAGAUGGCUCACUCAUUGACCUGUGUGGAGCCACCCUUCUGUGGAGAACAGCAGAUGGACUGUUUCACACUCCAACUCAGAAACACAUUGAAGCUCUGCGACAGGAGAUAAAUGCUGCCAGACCACAAUGUCCUGUUGGGUUAAACACUUUAGCAUUUCCCAGCAUCAACCGUAAAGAUGUGGUAGAAGAGAAACAGCCAUGGGCAUACCUCAGCUGUGGUCAUGUUCAUGGCUAUCACAACUGGGGACAUCGCAGUGACACAGAAGCGAAUGAGCGGGAAUGUCCUAUGUGCAGAACCAUUGGCCCCUAUGUGCCUCUCUGGCUUGGUUGUGAAGCAGGCUUUUAUGUGGAUGCUGGUCCUCCAACUCAUGCUUUUACCCCAUGUGGACAUGUGUGCUCUGAGAAGUCUGCAAAAUACUGGUCUCAAAUUCCCCUGCCUCAUGGUACUCAUGCAUUUCAUGCUGCGUGCCCUUUUUGUGCAACACAACUGUCUGGGGAGCACAACUGCAUCAAGCUAAUUUUUCAGGGUCCAGUUGACUGAUACCACUUUACAAUGACCACAAUAACAUUUUCUUUAACAAUUUACUGUGAAGAUUUUGCCACUAACUCUAAAUUUUACCUUUUUUUAUAAUGUUAUUAAUAGGGUGGUAGGGUGGGGAUGGGGAGCUGACAAAGGAAAUUGUGAGGGACUGUGGUGGAAUUGGGAUACAUUGAUACCUGGAACUUGACAGAUAUCAGUGGUGCUGCAUGCUCAAAAGCAGCAUAUUCAUGAAGUCUUCUUGGUCCAAUUGUAGUAUAUUUGUAAUCUUUUUAUUAGUACCCUGGAUCAGAAAAAGGUGUCUUAAUGAUUUUUUUAAGCUAAGAUUUUUUAAUGGAAAGGUUUUUUCUUCUAAACUUCGACAAGCCUUUAAAGCCUAUUUUUCAAAUCUAGAAGGAACAUACAGAAUGUAACUGUCUUUAAUUUGCAAUAUAAUUUAUCUGGAAUAGUUUCUCAAGGAGCUAAUACAGAAUGUGUGGACAGCCAUAGGUGAAUGUUCACUAGAGAUAAUUGGAUAUGUAAGAGAAAAAUCAGCUGUCUAAAUUGUAGAGUAUAAAAGCUAUUAAAAUAUCUAUUAUGGUAUAACACAGCUGGCCAAAAAGGCAUCAAAGAUUACUUGAAACUGAGGAAAUCCUGUUUGCACCGAUUUCCUUUCAGUGUAAGAUAUCCACUGUUCAUUAUGUAUGGUAUAUGUCUGAUUUUUAUUUUUCCUCUGCUUUCCCCCACUUUAACCUGCAUCUGGUGAAACUGCUUUACUUUUUUUACAUACUUAAUUCUGGGUUUUAAGCCAGUUUUCUGUAUAUGUGUAGUCCAGCCUUUUUAUUUCUGCUUAACUUAGCUUGCCCUAACUGCUCCUUGCAUGCCCAGGACCAUUGGGUUCAUUGAGAUGUAGCAGGCCUUUAAAAACUGCAUUAAUGAAGAGGUAGUGCUGCAGCAAAACAGAAGGUUUAGGUGCAACUUACACAGAUCUACGUAGACCUAAAUUCAGGAAAGCACUUAAUUUGUGUUUAGAUCUAAACCCAUUGAUGGGACUACUUAGAUUAUCAAGUGCUUCAGUGGAUUGUGGUUAUAUGCUGUUAUGCUUUGACAUAAAAAAGCAAUUAGGAGUCGGGUUUUUUUUUAAUCUCACUUACUAGCCAAAACGCUGUAAGGAGAGUGUCAAUUCUAGUUCAUCUGAGUAUUUUUGUUCAGUUUUCAACCUGCUCCCAUCUGUUACCUUUUUUUGCAGAUCGAGCUGUGUUUGUAUCCAUUAUUUUUUUUCAAAUGUGUGCAAAUCAAACAACAUUCAAAUGUAAUCAAAUAUAUGCACCAGGGUGGUACAUCUGAAGUGGAUCACUUGAAAUUCCUCACUUUUUGAGAGCUGAUAAAAAUGUUUACUGUGGAAAAAAUUAAAUCAGAAUUUCAUGAGAUGUUCCCUGCCCACUGUUAGUUUCAUUUCAUACAGGAUGGUAACACUUUGAUUUGUGAUUUAAUUUGUUUUUUUUUCUUUUGCUUUCUGUACUUUUGGUAUCUGAGGUAUCAAUCUAUCCAGGUUAAAAAAAAAAAAAGUAAAGAAUUUGAGAGAAAACUGUAACAUCUUUAGAUGAAAUUGAUCAUUCAAGCUCAGUUCUGUUUAAUCAACUAUAGCUCUUUGCUAUAUUUGUGCCCUUUGUAUAAAUACAUAAUUUAUAUGAUUUUAAUAUAUUCUGUAUAUAUAUACUUGAAUUGGCCUGUUCAUAUUUUGGUUGUAAAGUUGUUUUAUAGUUAACCUUAUAAACAUUUUACGUGUCCCUUGCCAGUGGUGCAGGGACAUACUUUGUCUGCUGCUGUUUUUAGUAUGAUUGUGCUGUAUAAAUGUUCAGCAUUUUAAUAAUUUGGGAAUAGCUUUUCUUUUUAUGCUUUUGCUGUUCAAAAAAAAAAGAAAAUCUGCAGCAUUUUCUCUAAAUAUCCCAAACUGUUCAGUUUUUGUCCCACUCAGUGAUUGGAAAUAGGGUGAAUCUUGUUAAUCUAAAACUAUAUGCUUCUUCCUAGUGCCUUUUCAAUGAGAUCAUCUUGUGAUUCUGUAUUCUGAGUCCUUACUCCCACAAGACAGCCUUGUGGCUAAUCACGAAGAGCAGCAGCCCAGACAAAUUGGGAAGAAAUGCCUUUGGCCUUCAGUUCCUUGUUGUGGUUUCUGUCAUAAAUGUAAAGGUGCCUCUUCCUUGUUUAUAUUCAGUACAAGUUCCUCAGGUCCCAUAUGCAUACGGCAGCAUUAUUUCUAUUUAGCAUAUACCUCAUCUGGGAGAGGCAGUCUCACCUCCACCAAGUCCUUACUGGACUUUGUGAAACACUCUGUUCCUCACAAGAUAUGCUAUGAAAUACACUUUCAGGAAAUGUUCUUUGUUGAAUUAAGGCCAUGAGCUAUGUGUUAAGGCUGGUGGCCAGAGGUCUCAAGCUCCAUGUAUGACAGCUUCCCAGGUCUGGGAUGGUAACUGUAGUACUGAGCGGAGCUGAUCAACACUUGCAUGUGUGGUCUCCUUAACAUAAAUGUAUUGUAAACAUGCAGGUUCCCAGGUAUCUCCGUUACUGAGCUGCUUUACUUUCUUCUUCCGCUGUUGUAGUUUAAUUGCUGCUUCAGGGCUCCAUAUAGCUAUACCUUGUGCAAAGUGAAUGUACAGUGUAAGAAGAAUCCUCAGUGCAAACACCUAGCACACCAUCUGGUUGUGUUAUGUUUGCCUUGCAUAUGAAGUGGAAGAUCGACUACUGGUUUGUAUCCAAGUGAAGCAUCUAUUUUAAAAGGCUUUUAAGCAAGACUGUUGUUUUCUUUUGUGGAACACAAGGAAUACUGCAGGGAGGAAAACUCUCCUGUUGGCUGGGAAGUAAACUUCCAUAGUUCCUUUGCAUGAAUCCAGGUACUUUGCCAUUAACCAGCAUUCAGAUCUAGGGUGAGCCCCACAGAGCUGGAUUUCUUGGUAAAGCAGAAGAGUUUGUAGCAUUAUUUUUCUCAGACACUCCUACCGCACUUACUGCUCUACUGAGAUGAUGGACUGUUGGGAUGAUAGCUCUUUUUUCCUUCCCUCAUCUCAGUAAACACACACCUUCUGGUCUGGUAACUCAAUAGUGAAAGUAUUUACUGGGUAAAUGAAACUAGUUCUGUUUGGAGUGAGUAAACUUGAGAACCACUCUCAAACUUUGUUUUGAAAGCUUAUUUCAUGAUUUCAGCAUUAACUAUGUUUCUCGUGUACCAUUUCAAAUGCUGAUAAAGUGUUCUGUAAGGAGUUUUUUCACUUGUUACUGUUGAUUCUAUUUGAAUGCUUCAAAACCAGCUUUGGCUGCGUAACUUAAAGGUAAUAGUAUUUUCUAGUCUGAUCUUUAAAAAUAAGUGUCAUACCCAUACAUGCUGGAGCUAUUACACUUCCCUUCUUCCUGGCAGCUUUUUGAUACAAGUGCUGGACUUUAAAUAGAUGUCUGAGUGGUAAGCAUUGUUCUUAUUUUGGGUUCUGGUCCAAGUAGUAUGAAAGAGUUAGCAUGAUACUGCAUUUUAAUCACAUUUUUCUUUUCAAGCGUGGUCACUUUGUGUGUCAGGGUACAGUAGUAGUGCUGUAUUGGCAGAGUAAUUGUAGAAGGAUUUGUUUUUGUCCUUUGUGAGGCUGGGAAUGGGGCUCAGAAAAGACUAAAGCCACUAUUGGGCCAGUUCCAGUAGGGACAGAUCCACCCUGAAGCAAAAGCAUGCCAGGAACCCAUCAGAAACAUGAUCUGAAAGCUGGUUUGUGCUCUAAAAAGGAUUCUCCUCCAGUUCUUUGGGAAGCUCUGGAUGGCAUGGAAAGGCUGUUAUCUUCCCAGCAAAACACUGUGACGUUUUAGUGGGAUUUCCUGGAAUUAGUGUUCUGCUUCAGAGUGUGAGUGUGGAGCAGAGCUGCGAGUGAUCACAGUGACAAAUUGCAGUAGUCUCUGAAUAUAACCUAUUUUUUUUUGUACUUCAUGCACCAGCCAAAGGAAGCUUGGUUUCACCUGUGGUAACUCUCCUUUUAGUGCUGUUGCAGUAGUUGGUCACUUUGCUCACCAUGUUUUUUUCCUUCUGGAAGUGGAAAGAAGCUUCUCCAAAACUGUCAUGUUUCUGUUCAUCGAGCUCAUAGUCUCAACACAGCUGUGGGCUCAGAGAGCUGUUGGUAGCGAUCUGGCUAUCAUGAGAACCAAGAGGGGUGUUUAAAUGCAUUUUUUUUUAGUGUGGUAGGAAAACUGACCUGGCUUGAUUCCUCCUCUUGCUUAAAGCUGAGCUGCAGAUAUGCUCUUGAAAAGAGCUGUGCUUGUCUGUCCAUUGUAAAGGAAGGGUCUGUCACAGGUGGUGCAGUCUUGUUUUCCCUAAGACUUGCUAACAUGCCACAUGGAAUGUUAAAUGGAAUUGACAAGUUAGAGCUGUUGAUGGUCGCAGGUAGGAACAGGAGAGUCUGUUGGGUAUGUGAUUUGAGUUGGUGUGGACAGCCCAGCAUUUCUUCAGUAUUCUGGCCAGGGAUUCCACCUCACUUGCUCGGUUCUCAGCUUCUCAUGAGUUCUUGGCUCCUCUCUAUUUAUCCAUGUAGUUGCAGGUAAAUAAACAGAGCUUGGGAAAAAGGAAGAGGAACAAAAAAAAAAGAACCUUUCAGGCUUGCUUAUCUCUUCAAAGGAAAUAUAAAUUGGGGUUACAAAUGUAUCUUACAGAUUUUCUUCAUUAUUCUAAUUUUUAUGAAGGUUCUUCACAAGCCUUCACACCUCAUGUGAAUUAAAAGAAAAAUGUAGGAGGUAAGGCUGGUUUUCGGAGGGGUUGAGGGAAUGGAGAGGGGAUAGUUUUUAGGAUGAAGUGGCAGUAGUUCUGCAGGCUCUGUGCAAGCCACAUGCCACUGGCUAAAGCAGACACACACUGUUCUUGAAAAAUCAUUUGUCAGCCUCGGCAGGUCGCAAAGAUAUUUACCUUUUGUGGUGAUAAGAGUUUUCAUUUUUUGGCAGUAGAACAAAAAUACAAGUUGCUUGAACAAUCAGACUACAGGCGAAACUGGUGGCUGUCAAGAUUUCCUUUUAACAGGGCAUGUUUAUACUUUUCUCGUGGGCGAUUCAGUUUUCAAGUUCCCUGGAAGUCUGUUCUGUUCAUGUCAUGGUAAUUAGGGAUAGGUGUUGCUUUCCUCUUGGAUUAAAUACACGGUGGAGAGCCCCUGGAAGGCACCUUCUUGGGAGCCAACCAUAGUAAAAGUCUCAUGCAGGAAAGUCCAGCAUGAUGGAGAUGUUUACCUUUCAACAGUGUUAGCAGCUGCUACAGUUCUGGGUAUAUUUGUAAAAUUGGUCUUUUAUAUACCAUAUGAAAGGGACUGAAAGAAUUUCUUUGCUGUUGUACCUGUGGGAGUACAAGCCAUUUUACAGGAAAAAAGUCUCAGUAUUGUCACUGACUCCUUCAGUGUUUUCUCCCUGCUGGUUGGCUGUCAGGGUUUAACUUUGAUUUGCAAAGUACAUAAAUAACUUAAACAGUUUCUCCUACCCUUUUAUCCCCUUUCUGCUCAGAAACAAAAACCUGUGCUUUUGAGGAUUCUUACGUAUUCAAGGUGUAGUGGAGUGUACUCAGGUGUGAGCACCCUGAAAUUUCAGUUCAUUCACUUCCCUGAUUUUUAAAUUGAACUGCUUUCAAUGCCAACUGCCUUACUGCGGUGUUAACAUAAUUGCUAAAUAAAAGCAAUUUCCAGG
Molecule: messenger RNA, 7044 nt
Organism: Melopsittacus undulatus (budgerigar)
Lineage: Eukaryota; Metazoa; Chordata; Aves; Psittaciformes; Psittaculidae
Gene: PELI2
Product: pellino E3 ubiquitin protein ligase family member 2
Exons: 6
Coding region: 118-1380 (420 amino acids)
Biological process (GO): protein polyubiquitination; regulation of Toll signaling pathway
Molecular function (GO): protein binding; ubiquitin protein ligase activity
Source: RefSeq, a predicted model, not a curated record